Molecule: messenger RNA, 1466 nt
Organism: Magnolia sinica
Lineage: Eukaryota; Viridiplantae; Streptophyta; Magnoliopsida; Magnoliales; Magnoliaceae
Exons: 3
Coding region: 204-1358 (384 amino acids)
Source: RefSeq, a predicted model, not a curated record
UAUUCAGUACCCAAUUCGAAUCCAAUGCGAACCAACCGUUCAUAAGAACCUGAAAUCUAACCCUUGCAGACAUUACCGUUUCCUCUAUUUCUUGAGCUGUCUUUAUCCGCAUAAAACUAUCUCAACACAAAAUACCAAACGCCUAUAAAUUUAAAUUCUCAUUUAGCCCAAAACGAAUCCAGUCCAGUCCAAAAUUCCCAACCAUGCGACAUGAGCCAUCGCCCGACGCCGCUGCAGAUGACUCCAGAUCGCCCUUCUGCUGGUGGCGAUCGGCCGAAGAAUUCGACGGCGGCGACAAUGUCCGGCUCAAGAUCGACGUGUCCAACGUCUCGAACCUUACUCCCAGGAUCAAGAUCCUCAGGGAAUUGGAGCGACUAGCGCUGAUCGCGCCCGAAGCACUCUACGAUCUCCGCCACAAACUCACCACGUAUAAGUCAGGUGAUUUCUGGCUGCCGACGGGCGGAAUCAAGAAGGAGGAGAUGAACAUACCGCCGAUAAUUACAAUCUUGUUGGUGGGUUUUAUCGGGUCCGGCAAGAGCUCUCUUAUAAACAUGAUGUAUAGCGUGCUCGGCCGAGCGGGUCUCAUCCCGUUCGCUCAAGCUUCAGGGAAUUCGGUGAAUUACAGAAGUAACUUCCUUGAAGAACAUAAUGUACUGAGGUCGAUGCGUAAUGGGUUUUGUGUGUUCGACUCGAGAGGUUUGGACCGUGAUCGGAUGGAUGAGAGUCUCGAUGGGCUGUGUGAGUGGAUGGUGGAUGGGAUCCGCCAUCGCCAGCUGUGUUGGAGGUCAGGCGAUGAUGAUGGAUCGAGGGGGGGAGAUGGCAGGGUGCUUUCUUCCCUGAAAUCGUCGGGGUCUAUGUACGCCAAAAGGUGGGUGAAUUGCGUGGUGGUGGUGGCGAACGCUGCGGAGAUUUAUCGAGCUUUGAAGGGUGGGGAUUCGGGACCGCUGGAGGCGACAAGGGAGCUCUUCCACUUCCCUCCUAUAAGGAGAUGCAAUGAGAAUCCCAUCCUGAUCUUGACACAUGGUGACGAGCUAUCGACUGAAGAGAGAUUAGAGGCUCGGGCGAAGAUCUGUGAAUUCCUUGGUGUUUCAGAGACGACGGGCGCCUACGAUGUGGUCUGCCUGACCGAACAUGGAAUCCUAGCCGUUGAGUCGGACCCAGUUACGGCAUACACGCUAACAGAAGCGAUAUACAGGGCAUUGCUCUUCUCGGAUAGGAGUCACUCCCCAAAGAAGAGCAUGAAGGACUGGGCCCUAGUUUGUGUUUCAUGGGCCAUGUGCUUCAUCUCAGCUUUCUUUGCUUUUCUUGCUAACUGCUUUUCCAAUCUUGGAAAGAAGGCAGACAGGUUUAAAAGAUGAAAGUCCAUGACAUUGCUUUUGUACAUUUUAGUUUAGCGGUGUAAAACUAGCACGCUUGUGUGUUGUAUUGAGGUGUGUUUCUUUUUAUUGAGAAAAACUUUGAUACUC